Lineus longissimus is the source of this 1351-nucleotide messenger RNA. RefSeq lists its product as uncharacterized. The transcript is spliced from 3 exons. The record is from RefSeq and is a predicted model, not a curated record. The coding region runs from base 11 to 568 and encodes 185 amino acids. NCBI's taxonomy places the organism in Eukaryota, Metazoa, Nemertea, Pilidiophora, Heteronemertea, Lineidae.
CAUAAGAAAGAUGGGCACCAAGUACACGCCGAAAAUAAUCUCUUAUGCUCAAGCAUUAGCAAAGAAGCCGAUGGCAGAUCUGCUUGCCACUUAUAAAGAUGGUGAUCAAAGCUUGUGUGCCUUGCUUUUACUGGUGCAAGUAUUUCCACCCAACAAUUCACAAAACAAGCGAAAGGCUAUGAAGGGCGAGGUGGUUUCGAAUGAAACAUGCAGCAGAGCAGAUGCGGAUAGCUAUCUCAUCCAGUUCUUCCCAGUUGGCAGCGACAUAGACGUAUUGGCCAAGCAGAUUGAUGCAACCAAGUACACACAGCCAAUCAUAAUUGGCAUUGGACCAAGAAUUAGACCGGUCCAGUACUUCAUAGUGGUUGACUUCCAGCCAAUUCAAGCGGGGUCAACCAUUAUUGAAGCAUUUGACAUGCUUUUUAAAGUGCAUUACGUCUUUGACGUUCAUUUCGCGCCCCAACUUGAUAACUUCUAUGGUCUUUUUCAGACAGUUACCUAUGCUGUGGUGGCAAAACCAAUGAAGCCACAGCUGCUUUCGGCAGUUAGUGCCAUUGGUCUCCAGUAGACCCAUAUCUAUUUACAGUUGUGCUCAUGAGUAUUCAUAUCCCUGUUUAUUUUACCUUAUUCCUAUGGUGAGCCGAUUUCGGCUUUCACUACAUGGCAUAUCAUCUAACAGUGUUUAUAUCUCGAAUUUACCAAAAGCUUUUCGAAGUAUUUCAAAUUAUCGUGAAAAUAUCAAAAUAUCAAAUAUCAUGAAAAUCCUACUUUUUAAAAACUCAAUGAUAUUUGUGAAAAAUUGCUGGGCACUGAAAGUAUGUGUCUCCUUAGAUGGAUAUUGAAGGAUGUUUUUAUAAAUCUUGCCUCAUCUUGCCUCAUGAUAUUUGACCCUCAGUGAGCAUAUCGACCCUUAAUAAAACACGAAUAAAGCUCUUAUUUGUGGAUUUUUUUGGGUGAAAAUGACAUGAUCUGCUUUUGAAAUUGAAAUCAGUCCAAAAUGGAUUGGACUGAUUUCAAUCUUCUUCCUGGCUGUAUUAUACAAUGUGCAUUAUCAGGAUUAUACAGGAUAUAAUCUAAUGAAAUUAAGAAUAAUCCGAAGAUCUAGUAUUGUCAAAUCGUAUUUUUUGUAAAUUGAAUACCAGAGGAUGAUCAUAGGCCGCAUUGUUAUACAACGGAUUGCAUUGAAAAUUGAUAUUUAUUGUUCAGCAAUUUCAAGCGCCUGGGGAAUCUGAUGACGGUUUACGAUUUGGUCUUAGUCUCGGACAAUACAUGUAUAUAUAAAUGAUGUUAGGCAAAUUUCUGUAGUACAUUGCAGGUUUUGUGUUAUGAAUUCUGGUGUUGUUCAAUUUGA